Molecule: messenger RNA, 831 nt
Organism: Aspergillus chevalieri
Lineage: Eukaryota; Fungi; Ascomycota; Eurotiomycetes; Eurotiales; Aspergillaceae
Gene: MRM2
Product: RlmE family RNA methyltransferase
Exons: 7
Coding region: 1-831 (276 amino acids)
Biological process (GO): RNA methylation
Cellular component (GO): mitochondrion
Molecular function (GO): rRNA (uridine-2'-O-ribose)-methyltransferase activity
Source: RefSeq, a predicted model, not a curated record
AUGCCGUCACUAGUAUUAACAUUGUCGCCAUUGGUACCCGUUCUACGUGCGUUUUGCAAUUCCACAUGCCGCACUUUUACAGUAAAAAGGCAUUCUUCAUCCAAACGAUGGCAGGCACGUCAACAAAACGAUCGUUAUACGCGGGAAGCGACAGUGCAAGGAUUGAAGAGUCGGGCAGCUUUUAAAUUGUUACAGAUCGAUGAGAAGUACCGUAUUUUCAGAAGCGGCCAGACAGUAGUUGAUUUGGGUUAUGCUCCCGGUUCUUGGUCGCAGGUAGCAGUGGAUCGCACCAAACCGAACGGCCGAGUCCUCGGUAUCGACAUCAUUCCAGCACAACCACCCAAAGGUGUAUCUACGAUACAAGGCAACUUUCUGUCAGCGGAAGUACAGAGAUAUGUCCAGGACUUUUUACGCGAUCCAAGGAGAGGCAGACCUCAUGAAGACGGGUAUAUAAUGCCUGAUAGAGGCCCUGAAGACUUGUCACAACAUGCUUUGGAUAUCAAAGCAGGGAAUUCAGGGGCGAACCAAGAGAGCAAUUCAGAGCUCAGGACAGUAGAUGUGGUUCUAAGCGAUAUGAUGAUGAAUACCAGCGGCGUAAACUUCAAAGAUCAUGCUGGGAGCAUGGACCUAUGCCAUGCUGCAUUGCAGUUCGGUUACAACGUCCUCAAGACUGGUGGGAACUUUGUCUGCAAAUUCUACCAAGGAGCGGAAGAUAAGGAACUCGAAAAGCAGCUCAGAGAGCUGUUUCGAAGAGUCCAUAGGCUAAAGCCAGAAUCAUCGCGUAACGAAUCAAAGGAAGCAUACUUCAUCGGUCUUGAACGGAGAGGCUAA